Molecule: messenger RNA, 1437 nt
Organism: Schizophyllum commune H4-8
Lineage: Eukaryota; Fungi; Basidiomycota; Agaricomycetes; Agaricales; Schizophyllaceae
Product: Nucleotidylyl transferase
Exons: 3
Coding region: 49-1344 (431 amino acids)
Biological process (GO): coenzyme A biosynthetic process
Molecular function (GO): dephospho-CoA kinase activity
Source: RefSeq, a predicted model, not a curated record
CACAGAUCCAGAAGCGCGCGCCUUGCCUACAACGUCCAUCCUCUCGGCAUGUGUAGCCCUCAGCCGCCUGCGAACUCGGUGAACAAGGGUCUCUUGCUCGCUAGUAUACGCUCCUUCGAGCCCCCCGACUAUCUCUCGGCUGCGAUCUCCACUUGCAGUCAUGCCACGAAAUACCACCUCACGAUCGUCCUCUACUCUCGUGUUUUCAACGUUGACCCAGACUGCACCGUGAACCAUGCUGCACAUUGGAACGACGUGCAGAAACUCUUGACGCGUGCAUAUGUCUCUGCUACGAAGGCCGCACAAGACCAGAACAAGGUCCUCAUGGACGUGGACGUACUCCUCAGAGGCAUCAACGAAGGUUACCCCUCCAACCUCCACGGAUACGACGCAGUCUUCCGGGUAGCUGGCGAUGCCAUCCCCGUCCACAUUCCCGCCGCUGUCAUGAGACUACCUCACACCUACCUCUCCCCCACCGUAGCCGUAACCUCCCUUGGUCCCCCUAGCCCCCGCUCCACCGAUGAGGACCUCACGGACUCUCAAUUCCCCGUUGUCGCUCUCGGUGGCACUUUCGACCACCUGCACGCGGGGCACAAGAUCCUGUUGAGCAUGGCCAUCUGGAUAGCGCGCGAGAAGCUCAUCGUCGGACUCACCGACGACGCGCUUCUUGUGCGCAAGCGGUACUCCGAGGUUCUCGAGAGCCUCUUUGUGCGCGAGACGCGUUUGAGGGCAUUCCUGAUGCUCGUCAAUCCUGCGCUCACUUACGACAUCGUGCCCAUCAACGACGUGUAUGGGCCGACUGGGUGGGAUGAGAACAUCCAGGCCCUCGUCGUUAGCAAGGAGACGGAGUCAGGCGCGCAAGCUAUCGCCACCCACCGCGCCGAAAAGGGCCUCUCCGCCCUUCGCACCUUCGUCAUCGACGUCAUUUCGCCUACAUCCCACAAACUCGACGCGGAGGACGAGCAUGCGUUGCGAGAAACAAAGAUGGGCAGCACCUUCAUCCGGCAGUGGAUUCUGGAGCAGCAGCGGCGGCGAGGAAGGGCUCGGAGUGGAAGUGUGCUGCAUAUGGGUGGUUUUGUAGAAACUGAAGGAAGUCGGAGAAGAGAAGAGGAGGCGAAGGAGACAAGCGAAGAGGCUGAUGCCGGCGUCGGGGCUGCGGGCAAGGAGGAAGCUGGGCAGGAGGCAGCUACGGCGGAGGAAGGUCCGCAAGACGCGUCGAAUGAGGAUUCGACAGGAACGACGGGCGAACCCGCCACACACCCCGCCGAAUCUUCACCACAGGCGGAAGAGCCGCAGGACACACCCGCAGGAGACGAGCCACGACCAGCGGCAACCAUUGCAUGAACGCUCUUGUAGGUAUCGCGAACGUCCGACGGAACAUCUUGUACAACUUGCAACAAUGUAUUUUUUGGUGAGGCGGACCACGCAGACAUCCUC